This is a messenger RNA of Dibothriocephalus latus, 267 nucleotides long. The record is from the annotation of a GenBank genome assembly. Lineage: Eukaryota; Metazoa; Platyhelminthes; Cestoda; Diphyllobothriidea; Diphyllobothriidae.
AUGUACGAGAAACAAUAUUUAGACCAGAAGUUCGGAAAAUUAAAACCGGAAUCAAAACUAAACGAACACGUGGAACACAAUCUAUCCUCUGGGCAGUUGUCUGAACAAGAACUAAGCGUGCUGAGCCAUGAAACCAACUUUAAUAUGGCAGAUGCUAAGCCAGCCGAAUUUAUCGCGGCACUGGAAGCCAUGCUAGUGCGAACCAACGCAGCAGCCGACGUGAAGCACAGUGUGCCAGAAGUUCACCUCCCUAUUAAUGACGAAUAG